This is a messenger RNA of Mobula hypostoma (lesser devil ray), 2783 nucleotides long. RefSeq names its product small nuclear ribonucleoprotein 35 (U11/U12) (gene snrnp35). The record is from RefSeq and is a predicted model, not a curated record. Bases 621 to 1385 code for a protein of 254 amino acids. Gene Ontology annotation, cellular component: U12-type spliceosomal complex; precatalytic spliceosome. The transcript is spliced from 2 exons. Gene Ontology annotation, molecular function: mRNA binding; snRNA binding. Gene Ontology annotation, biological process: mRNA splicing, via spliceosome. NCBI's taxonomy places the organism in Eukaryota, Metazoa, Chordata, Chondrichthyes, Myliobatiformes, Myliobatidae.
CCGCAGAAAAUUAUUUUGCAUCUAAUUUUAAAUUAUUGUCACACUUGUUAAAAAUGUAGGCGGGGGUUUAUUUGUAAAGAAACUUUCCCAAAAUUCAGCGGAUAAAUGCACAAGGCAGAACACUCCGGGCCUGAGUCUUUGUGUUGAGUUCCCAGAUGGCCACAGCUGCCUCCUGCAUCGCCUUCUGCUAUCAAUGUGUACACUUCCUGGGAGUCAUUGGUUGUUUUUGUUGUCGUAGAGUGCAGGACUGGGGAUUUCAGUUGACCAGAAUUGUUGACCACGAGUUGUUUUACUUUUAUGGAAAUAGACUCCCACUUCUGCAUCAUCAGAGGGGAGGCACCUUCCUCCUUCCUUCUCAGUCCUGAAGAAGGGUCUCGAUUGUUUAUUCUCUCCUAUGAAAGCAACCUGACCUGCUGAUUUCCUCCAUCAUUUUGUGUGUGUUGCUUUGGUAUAAGCAAUUGUUGGAAUAUUGCAGGAAAUUAUUUGGUAGUGGACAUAUAUAGGUACUUUUUGUUGUCAUUUGAGCUGCACCGCCACCUAAUGUAAGUUGUUAAUACAGAGCAAAUACAGUUUGAUUCACAUCUUGAAACUAAAAAUGCAAGACCGAAGAUUAGAACUGCAUGAUGAAUGAACUGUGGACUCCAAUUGCAAAACAAUACAACCCAUUAAAAGCUGGAAGCAUUGAUGGGACAGAUGAGGAACCCCACGACCGAGCUGUCUCAAGAGCAAUUGCAGCCAAAUACAGACCCAAUAAGGGUGUUAUAGGAGAUCCCCACCUGACACUCUUUGUUGCCAGGUUGAAUCCUCAGACAACAGAGGAAAAGUUAAAAGACACAUUCUCCAGAUUCGGAGACAUCCGUAGAUUGAGGCUCGUGAGGGAUAUUGUCACUGGGUUUUCCAAAUGCUAUGCUUUCAUUGAAUAUAAGGAUGAACGCUCACUAUUAAAGGCACAUCGGGAUAGCAAUAAAUUAGUGGUGGACCAAAAUGAAAUAUUUGUUGAUUUUGAGUUGGAACGGACUUUAAAAGGAUGGGUCCCACGGAGAUUUGGUGGAGGAUUAGGAGGUAAAAAAGAAUCUGGCCAGCUUCGAUUUGGUGGGCGGGAUCGACCGUUUAGGAAGCCUUUCAGCCUGCCAGCACUGAAAGCAGAACUGUACACGGAGGGACCAGUUGACAAAAUGGAUAGAACACGGGAUAACCGGCAGUGGGAGAGAAGUCGAGAUCGAGAAAGGAGAAGAGAAGAGAGGGGCGAGGAAAGAGAAAAGCAUGAUGGAGAUAGAGAGCGAUACAGAAGCAGAGAACGGGAUCAUAAACGCCAAAGGGAUGAAGAUCGAUACAAAGAUGAAGACAGACACCAACGCAGGGAGAGGCAUAAAAGUCGACGGUAGAAGGCUAUUUUCUUUCUUCUACCACUAGGGAAAUAUAAAAACUCCUAACAAACAGUCUACCUAACCUUUUUAUUGUUUAAUUUAAAUGUGCAUUGUGGAAUGAAAUAUUUUAUCAUUGUUUAUUUGUAUGAACAGAUGUUACUGGCGAGGAAAGUUUCUCAGUGCUAUAUCAUUAUCUUAUUUAUAUUUAUCUAUAUACGCACACACAUAUAUAACACAUUUCCCUCAAGUUUUCAACAUUGUAUUUGGAUACAGAUGAUCCUGUUGCAUUUUGCUUAGCUAUCUGCUUUAAUAAGAUUAUAGCAAAUGUGAUAAUGAUCCUAGCAACUAUGUAUGUAUUAAUGGAUAGGGAUAAUAAUAAAAAGGAAUUCUGCCCAUCAUAAACUUUACUGAUAUAAAUCCAAUGUAGUUCUGCAAUUAUUUCUCCAAGUGAAUAAAUAACUUCCCAGUUCUCUUAUCUGCAAUUAUAGACUGUCCCUGGGUAAAGAAAUUUGGAUCAAGCUUGACUUGUGUGUAAAUCAAAGAACUGUGGCUGCUGGAAAACUGAAAUAAAAGCAGAAAAUGCUGGAAACACUGACAAAUCAGAAUCAAAAUCAGGUUUAAUAUCAUUGGCAUAUGUCAUGAAAUUUGUUGACAACAGUACAUUGCAAUACAUAAACAACAGUAAAUUACAUUAAGUAUGUAUGUGUAUUAAACAUUUUAAAUGAGUAAUAAUGUAGCAUUCAUGUUUUCAAUGUCCAUUCAGAAAAAUUGAUGGCAGAGGGGAAGAAGUUAUUCCUCAAUCAUUGAGUGCGUGCCUUCAGGCUCCUCUAACUCCACCCUGAUGGUAACAAUGAGAAGAGGUUAGGCCCUGGGUGUUGUGGGCCCCUAAUGAUGGUUGCUGCCUUUCUGAGGCAUCGCUCCUUGAGGAUGCCCUGGCUGCUGGGGAGACUAGUGUCCAUGUUGGAGCUGACUGAGUUUACAACUAACUUUAGCUUAUUUCUAUCCUGUGCAGUGGCCUCACCAUACCAGAAGGUAAUGCAGUCAGGUAGAUUGCUGUCCAUGUUGCAAGUGUCUUUGGUGACAUACUAAAUGUCCUAAAGCUCCUGUAGAAAGAGAAAUUAACAUUUCAGGUCAGAAAACAUUUGUCAACAACCAAUUUUUGACAAUCUUCUAGCUAAAAAAGUAAAUUCUGUUUCACUUUCCAUAGAUGCUGCUGAACCAGCACUUUCUGGCCUUAAUUCAGUUUUAGAGAAUGUAUUAUUUAGUAUUUAAUUUAGUUGCAUAAAUCCGUAUUUUUUUAAUAACUUGGUUGCUUGCAGUUUUCAAGGAAACAAAUUAGUAGCUUUUAUACUUGUUUUAAAUGGUGAUUUGCUGAUUUUAUUUACUCAGACCUAUUGGUUUAAAUGCACAAUAUAA